GAGGCCGAAGACCUGGUCGUCGCAGAUGUGUGGCACCAGUCAGGCCCUUGGUGCCCGGGCCUUUUGCUGGGUGGCCCGGGGGAGCGUCCCGGGGAUCAUGAUAUAAUUAAACUGAACAAGAAAGAAGAGAGAAAACAGUAUUCUCCCAAAAUGAAGAGAGCGCUUCAGCAGAACCGAACUCGACAGUUCAGGACACCAGGCUCCAAGUGGGGAAUCCAACAGCAGAAAGGUUAUGGUAAAAAUCGUUUGGGACGCAGAAAGAAGAUAGCAGGGAAGAAGCGUUCUUACGGAGUUAUAACUGGCUUGGCAGCCAAGAAAGCAAUGGGUUCACGCAAAGGAAUUAGUUCUCUGAACAGACAGCCACUUAGCGAGAAGAACACACAGCGGAAUUAUCCAGUUUUGAAAAGGAAAACAAACCUGCAGAGACAAUUUGAAAUGCAGAGAAAACAAGCUCCAGCCCUCAGGAGGCCUGCCCUGCUAAACAGAAGGAAUAACAUGCCGUCUGCUUUUGCCAGAAUUGGAAACAAACUCAAUCAGCAGAAAGACACUCGUCAAGCAACUUUCCUAUUUAGAAGGGGCCUGAAGGUGCAGGCCCAAGUGCAGUCAACAGAUGAUCUAGAUAAUCAGACAGUAAAGAGAACUCGUCAAUGGCGAACUUCCACCACGAGAGGGGGGAUUCUGACUGUGUCCAUCGAUAACCCAGGUGCAAUCAUAACCCCCAUUUCCCAGAAAUUACGACUAACUCGUACUCCUGUGCCACCAUUUCUGAUGAAGAGGGACCAGUCUGAAGAGAAGAAGAUUCCCAAAGGGGUUCCACUGCAGUUUGAUAUUAAUAGUGUUGGAAAACAGACAGGGAUGACGUUGAAUGAACGUUUUGGGAUCCUGAAGGAAAAAAGAACAGCGCUGUCUCAGAACAAAGGAAGCCGUUUUGUCACAGUGGGCUAACCUACCAGAUGGACUUGAGCACCGA
Molecule: messenger RNA, 970 nt
Organism: Eurypyga helias (sunbittern)
Lineage: Eukaryota; Metazoa; Chordata; Aves; Eurypygiformes; Eurypygidae
Gene: FYTTD1
Product: forty-two-three domain containing 1
Exons: 9
Biological process (GO): mRNA export from nucleus
Molecular function (GO): mRNA binding
Source: RefSeq, a predicted model, not a curated record